This is a messenger RNA of Vitrella brassicaformis, 1693 nucleotides long. Lineage: Eukaryota; Vitrellaceae. The record is from the annotation of a GenBank genome assembly.
CCAUCCAUUCAUUCAAUGGACGUCAAUGCACGCGUGUUCUUCCCCACACCGCACGUCGUGCCUGCCUGCCUGUCUGUCUGUCUGCCCCCGCUCGAUCGACUGUGUCUCGGGUAGCUCUGGCUGCCUUCCACUGAAACCAGCCAACACGUAUGCGUAUCGGCUUGUUGCAGCAGAAGCAGCUGUUCCAACCCAAGACAUAGCGACAUGAGCCCCGGCAGCCAGCUCCACUCCACUCACGGCAAAAACAGCCUUUCGAGUCUCAUGUGACGUGUCAUACCCACAUUGAGCCAGCUUCCAUGCAGCGCAAAAAGGCGCCUCAGCUUGAGCCACAGCCAUCUUCAGCUUCUGUCAUCGCUAUCUUUUGACCGUGAAGCAGUGCGGCAUCUGCACACCACACACACACACACACAAAACUCCCUGUCUUCUCCAGAGUUCGUGUGCAGUGCAUGGCUACUCACCGCGAAGAAUUUGACGUGCGAGCCGAUGACCCGCAGCCCCGCCGUCGACAACAGGAUGAUCACAGCUAGCAAACUGUAACCACACACACACACAGGUGCAAUGUCACGUCGGUCGAAAUCAGUCUCUGGCAGGGCAGGGCUGUGUGUGGUUUUGUUGGCCGGCCUGCCUGUUGAGAGUGAGGGCGAAUCCCAGGAGGAAGAGGACCACAUUGAGGGCGUUAUAUACAGCCAGGAAGUCAGCAAACCGCCAAAAGUACCCUACCACUACACACACACAUACACACCCAUCACUCAUGAAUUGGUCAAGCGUCACGUCCGCCCCUCUACACCUGUGCUUACACGGCAGCAGGUGCACGCCGAGCAUGAAGGAGUACAGCGUCUGCACGGCCCAUGACAACUGCCCUGGUGAUGCUGCCGCACCGGUCGGCGGGUUGAACGGCACCAAUGACCCACCUGCACCGCAUCAACAUGCGGACGCAGCCAACACACAGCAUACACACACACACACACACUCUCGGUGCCUGUCUGCGUACAUCUGUGUGGGUGUAAGUGUGUUUGAUCUGACCGGCUAAUGCGACGAUGAUGCCUAUGGCCUGAAUGGCGAGGCAGAGAAACCAGUAGAAAGCAAGACGCUCGAGGAUCGGCUGGAUUACAGCACCUGCAACCAAAGACCAACCAGCCGAUCCACCAGCCGAGAUACACGGCGUGUGUGUGCAGAGAUGAUAGGUAGGUGCCCACACGUACGUACGUUCUGUUUCGCUGGCGUAGACGACCACAGUGCCCUGCUGAAGCCGCUGCUGCCUCUCCUCCUCACCUGCCACAGGGGGCACACAGACAGACGUACACACAUCAACAGCACACAGCAAACAACAACAUGGAUUUCUGCUUUCCCCGUUCCUCCCGCCUGCCUUCCUGCUCUGUAUGCUCGUGUCUGUCUGCCUGUGUGUCUUGUCAGGCGCACUUUCUGUGGUGCCCGCUCGCACGGUGGAGAAGAGUCCCCUGAGGGAGGUGGGCGGGAAUCCGAUGGACAUGUUGCCAUCUGGGUAUACGAGCUGGGACGGCAGCUUCUUGUCCCUGCGGAUGGCCACGUGUGUGAUGGCGUGCUGGUGGUACAGCAAAGGCAUCCCAUUCUCCAGAUGCUCCAGACGCAGGAUGGACUUGGACGUCAUUGCCGUCACGCGUGCGUGUUAUAAGCCGAGCCGUGUGGUGGCGUGUUUCAGCUGCGCCAAUCCGGU